Messenger RNA from Pseudocercospora fijiensis CIRAD86, 937 nucleotides. RefSeq lists its product as uncharacterized. The transcript has a single exon. The coding region runs from base 20 to 589 and encodes 189 amino acids. Gene Ontology annotation, cellular component: mitochondrion. Lineage: Eukaryota; Fungi; Ascomycota; Dothideomycetes; Mycosphaerellales; Mycosphaerellaceae. Gene Ontology annotation, molecular function: carbon-nitrogen ligase activity, with glutamine as amido-N-donor. The record is from RefSeq and is a predicted model, not a curated record.
GUCUCUCAACACAUCGCGCAUGCUGCUUCGAAGCAGAAUAGCAUCACGAAACAACUGGAUCUGCCCGCAAUGUCGCGCCUACGCAGCAGCAGCUUCGGGUACAGCUGCACCUCCAAGUCCUCUGCUUGGCAAGCUCAAGAAUGACCUCAAAACCGCCAUGCGCGAAAAAGACACGAAUCGAUUGAACGUGCUGCGAGGCGUCAUUGCCGAUGUCACAAACUCAGCCAAGACAUCGAACCCGAUCAAGACAGAUAUGCAGCUAUUAGCACUUCUACGGAAACGGGCUUCUGCUGCUAAGGCUGCGAGUGAAGAGUUCAAGGCUGCUGGGAGAGAGGAUUUGGUGGAGAAGGAGCAGUCGCAAGUCAAUGUUCUCGAUGAAUAUGCAGGGCAGGUCGAGACCAUGUCUGAGAACGAGAUCAAGGAUGCUGUCACAAAAGUGGUCGAUGAGGCCAAGGCAGCUGCCGAGAGUGUCAAAAUCAACAUGGGAGACAUUUUGAAGAAGAUCCUCGGACCCGGUGGCAGCUUGGAAGGCAAGCCUGUUGACAGGUCAGAGGUCGCACGGGUUGUCAAGCAGACGUUGGGACAAUGAUCCUCCGAUCAAAGAGAACGACUGCCGCAAAACAGCGCGUGGCAUGGCACAUCCUCGGCUGCCAGGUUGCGUCUCUACACCACGUAAUGGCCUUGGGUGCGUGUCAUAGCGUGCAGAUUGAUACACCGAACGCGAAGCGAUGCUGUUGAUGAAAGACUGCGCGAUUGACUGAGUUGGAACCGCACUUCUGACCAGUGUUGCUCUUGCUCCCUCGGAAUAUUCGACUUUUGCUGUUGCUUAGCGAGGCGUUUGGGGAUAGUGACAUGGAUGUCAAGGAUGUAACAAAAAGUUCAAAGCUGUAUCAUAGCUGUAUAGAUCCAAAUCUCAACUCGACAUGUGUAUAUCGUG